AGCAACCAAGGACGCGGGGAGCUCGUUUCUUUGGUGCGUGACUGCGAGUUGUUCUGGAAUCUUGGAGGGACAAGACAACGUAAUUAAAAAAAAUACAAUGGAAAAAUCAUCAAAAGACUGUCCCGCAACCCUUUCUUCCUUAUCUGCAUUUAGCUACAUCCCGCCGAGAAGAACUGAUCCAAAAGAGCUUAAUUAUUUCAAUACUAAAACGGAGGCCCGGGAAAUCUUUACAUAUGAUUGCUUGUUUCGGCGCACUGAGUGCUAUAACGAGAAGUUACACAGAGAUGACCGAGAACACGCCAAGAGCCGAGGGCUGCACAUGCACCAGGAGGAAACAUCAAGAUCUGUACCGGUUCUGUCCUCUUCGGAAUAUGGAAGACGUUUGCCUCUUGAGAUAUUUAAACCAGGACGGCAGUAUGUGAGAGUUGGACACAUCCGCUCUGAAUUUUUCAGUAAAAAUGGAAUCCAUCGUUCCGUUGAAGAGGGUUAUGGGUCUGUUACUCCUGCAUAAAGUCUUCCCAACUGACUCAGAAUGUCUCAGAAAAGCAUGAACUCAUGAUUGUAGCAGAUAAUCUCUCCAAACACUUUAAAUAUAACAUCUGGUGAAUAAUGUAACUUGGUAUUGUUUUAAUGAAUGGAACAAAAAUGGAGUUGAAUGUCAAAUAAACCAAUUACAUAAAUGUUAA
Molecule: messenger RNA, 686 nt
Organism: Lepisosteus oculatus (spotted gar)
Lineage: Eukaryota; Metazoa; Chordata; Actinopteri; Semionotiformes; Lepisosteidae
Gene: cfap90
Product: cilia and flagella associated protein 90
Source: RefSeq, a predicted model, not a curated record